ACCAAGUAAUAUCUUUACUCAUAAAUACAAAGAUAAUUUCUAAGAAAUUAGUAAACAAUUUUUAAGAUGAUGAAAAUCAACACUCAUAUAUUAGUGUUUGGUAUUCUCAUUAGCUUCUUGGGGGCCUCACAAGGAAGCAAACUCACAAAUAAUUUCUACAAACAUAGUUGCGAAGAAGCGGAGACUAUUGUAAAGAAGGUCACCGAAAAACAUGUGGCUAGUAAUCCGGCUGUGCCCGCACGUUUGCUCAGAAUGCAUUUCCACGAUUGUUUUGUUAGAGGAUGUGAUGGAUCGGUACUUUUGAACUCAACAAAGAAAGAUGCCGAAAAGGAUGCAGUUCCAAAUCAAACUUUGUUGGGGUUCGAUGUAAUUGAUGAUAUCAAAGCACAAGUUGAGAAGAAAUGUCCAGGAGUCGUUUCAUGCGCUGAUAUUCUCGCUUUGGCAGCAAGGGACUCUGUAUCUUACUCGUUUAAGAAAUCGAUGUGGGAAGUGCCUACGGGUAGAAGAGAUGGGAAAGUGUCGAGAAAAAACGAAGCACAACAAAACAUUCCACCACCCUCCUUCAACUUCUCCCGACUCAAGCAAAACUUUGCCACCAAAGGCCUUUCUGUGCAUGACCUCGUCGUAUUAUCAGGAGCACACACAAUCGGUGUGGGACAUUGUAGUGCAUUCAACAAUAGGCUCUAUAACUUCACUGGAAAAGGAGACCAAGACCCUUCAUUAGACAAAAACUAUGCUAAACUUUUGAAAACCAAAUGCCCUCCAAAUGACAAAAACACAACUGUGCAAAUGGACCCAGGCAGUGCUCUCAAAUUCGACAGUAGUUACUACGGCGUUGUACUUAAGCAUAAGGGCCUUUUUACCUCAGACGCCGCACUUGUUACCAACAAGGUUGCUCGUAACAUCGUUCAAGAGUUGGUUCAUCAGAAUGAUUUCUUUCUUGAAUUUGCAUUGUCCAUGAAGAAGAUGGGAGCUAUUGAGGUCCUCACUGGCACUGCUGGUGAGAUUAGGAAGAAGUGUUGGGCUGUCAAUUCUUAAUUAGAACAUUAAUUUGUAUAUGUGACCAUGGAAUAUGUCUUAAGUGUUUCUCACAUUAAACUCACACCGAAUUUUUACAAACAUAGUUGUGAAGAAGCCGAAACUAUUGUAAAGAAGGCCACCGAAAAACAUGUGGCUAGUAAUCCGGCUGUGCCUGCACGCUUGCUCAGAAUGCAUUUUCACGAUUGUUUUGUUAGAGGAUGUGAUGGAUCGGUACUUUUGAACUCAACAAAGAAAGAUGCCGAAAAGGAUGCAGUUCCAAAUCAAACGUUGUUGGGGUUCGAUGUAAUUGAUGAUAUCAAAGCACAAGUUGAGAAAAAAUGUCCAGGAGUCGUUUCAUGCGCUGAUAUUCUCGCUUUGGCAGCAAGGGACUCUGUAUCCUACUCGUUUAAGAAAUCGAUGUGGGAAGUGCCUACUGGUAGAAGAGAUGGGAAAGUGUCGAGAAAGAACGAAGCACAACAAAACAUUCCACCACCCUCCUUCAACUUCUCCCGACUCAAGCAAAACUUUGCCACCAAAGGUCUUUCUGUGUAUGACCUCGUCGUAUUAUCAGGAGCACACACAAUCGGUGUGGGACAUUGUAGUGCAUUCAACAACAGGCUCUAUAACUUCACUGGAAAAGGAGACCAAGACCCUUCAUUAGACAAAAACUAUGCUAAGCUUUUGAAAACCAAAUGCCCUCCAAAUGACAAAAACACAACAGUGCAAAUGGACCCAGGCAGUGCUCUCAAAUUCGACAGUAGUUACUACGGCGUUGUACUUAAGCAUAAGGGCCUUUUCACCUCAGACGCCGCACUUGUUACCAACAAGGUUGCUCGUAACACCGUUCAAGAGUUGGUUCAUCAGAAUGAUUUCUUUCUUGAAUUUGCAUUGUCCAUGAAGAAGAUGGGAGCCAUUGAGGUCCUCACUGGCACUGCUGGUGAGAUCAGGAAGAAGUGUUGGGCUGUCAAUUCUUAGAAUGGUGAUAUGUAUAUGUUUGAACUUGAAAGUCUUAAGUUUAUCUUUGAUUUGUGAAAUGAUCUUUGAGUGUUUGUGUGUUGUUUUCAUUUCAUCUUUUGAAUAAAUUGUAGUAAGUAUUCAUGAUUUUAGUUGAUGUGGUGAUAAGAAUAAAAAGUCAAUAUUAAUAGAGAUUUUAUUUCCAAA
Molecule: messenger RNA, 2181 nt
Organism: Cannabis sativa
Lineage: Eukaryota; Viridiplantae; Streptophyta; Magnoliopsida; Rosales; Cannabaceae
Exons: 8
Biological process (GO): hydrogen peroxide catabolic process; response to oxidative stress
Cellular component (GO): plasmodesma; plant-type cell wall
Molecular function (GO): heme binding; peroxidase activity
Source: RefSeq, a predicted model, not a curated record